AUGGUGGCGUCGGCGUUUGGCAUCGCGGGCCGGCGGCAGGAUCUUAAGCCCAGCGUCAAAGUGUCGUGGGGCGACCGUAACUUCCGCACGGUGAUCAAGAGCGACGCUCCGGGCAUGGAUAUCGAGAACCCGAGCUUCGAUCAGACGUUUAGCUUCCCCAUCACCGCGGGUAUGGUGCCCGGCCCGCCUGUGAGGAUCGCCCUCUUGGACAAGGAGGCCGAGACAGGCGCGAUCGAGGUGUCCAUCGAAGAGGUACUCGCGGCUGCUAAUUUCGCCGUGGAGAAGAAGUUCGAUGUGGGUAACGGUGCGCAGAUCCUUGCCGGAGUAGUAUCUAGCCAUCCGAUCCUCGAAGAUGACAUGGCGAUUCAUCUCAUGAAUAUUCGCCUCCGAAAUUCAGUUUGCAGCGAGCGACGCCGCGACGUAAAGCGCCACAGCAGAGGGUACCAUUGA
Molecule: messenger RNA, 450 nt
Organism: Parascedosporium putredinis
Lineage: Eukaryota; Fungi; Ascomycota; Sordariomycetes; Microascales; Microascaceae
Source: the annotation of a GenBank genome assembly